Molecule: messenger RNA, 5700 nt
Organism: Prorocentrum cordatum
Lineage: Eukaryota; Dinophyceae; Prorocentrales; Prorocentraceae
Source: the annotation of a GenBank genome assembly
AUGCCCGCGGAGCUUCCCGCGGCCUCGCCCGAGCCCUUCUUCAUUUGCUCUCCGCGAGGCAGCAGCGCGGGCAAUUCUGAUGGCUCGGGCGGCUCUUCGUGGGAGCUGGUUGAGCUGAAGUCUUCCGACGACUGGCAGGUGCUGGGCCUGCCGCUGAGCGCGCUGGUGGGAGCUUGCGAGACGGCGCGCUUCGGGUGCUGGCCGUUCGGGCUCCUGGUGUGGUCGGUUUUCUCUUUGGUGAGCGACCCGAUCGUGGAGCCGGAGUCGGUCGACGAGCCUGAGGGUCUCGAGAUCCAGAUGCCAGUGGAGCCAUGGUCUCGCCGCUUCUACCGCCAGAGCGCCACCGACGGUGUGGAGGUGCAGAUGGUGCGCCGCAAGAGCGGCAACGUGUGGGCCGUCAUCGGCCCGGACCUGAGCCUCGGUCUGAUCUGCAUCACGGCGAAGACCACGAUCUUCACGGAUCCCGUGGCAGGGAUUCGCUGGCGGCCGAUGCCUCCUCUGUCGUCGGCGCAGAGGGGCGCCUACGUGAGCCAGGCGACGGAGGGCUUGCGGGCUUCGACGGUGCCGACUUUGCCCUUAUACCGCCCCGGCAGGGGUGGCCAGCAGGCGAUGGCGGUGAACGUGCUGUAUGCCGUUCUCAGUUCGGCGGCUUCGUCUCUCAAGACGUUGAGGUGGUCUUUGAGGGGUCCCAAGCGCUUCCUGGGUGUGUUGGCCGCGUUGUUCGCAUUGUACGAGCUGCUGGUGUUGCUGGGCGUGAUCGAGUAUAUGAAGGAGGUGUGGGUGUAUACGAUCAGCUACCUGGUCAUGGCCAAGGAUGCGUUCAUGGAAAGCUCGGAGAUCGUCCAGGAGUGGAUCGCCUACCCUUGGGAGUGGAAGGAGUGGGCGCAGAAGCUCAUGCCUCUCCAGCGCUGGCUGGCGAUGUUCUUGGCGUUGAUCCUUCCUACCGUCUGGGCAGCGCACGAAUGGUCCGACAGUGGAGAGCAUGGGGAGUCCUCUAUUGGGUCCUCAAGCGCUUCGAGUGUGGAUGUGCCCGUCGGGUCGGCAGCCUCCGCGCCUCCGCCUAUGCCGCCGCCUGGCUACCCUUCGGGUGGGGAGAGCGCGGCGUUGGCGAGCCAGCUGAACGAUCUCGUGGAGUCCCAGAAGGCCAUGAUGGAGGAGAUCAGCGAGAUCAGGACCGCCGAGCGGUCGAGGGAGCUGCGUCGAGACGCCAACAAGCAGGUGAUCGAGUGCGUGAUCGCCCAUCUGGACCAGUUCGAGGGCGUGGCCGCGAUCGAGGGGGCGGGUGCUUCGUCUUCUGCGGUCGCCGUGCCGGGGUCACCCGCCAAGACCACCCCCGCCGCGAUGAUGGAGACGCCGGAGAAGCGCGUCGCUACCUCCCAGCCGGAGGCCGCCGAGCUGGCUAUCAGGCGGAUGCGCUUCAAGGCCCAGUUGCCGCAGCAGGUGUUCAUGGAGCAGCUGGACGAGUGCAAAGAGAUCGAGCCCGAGGAGUGGAACAGCCGCAUGCCCGAGGGUUACCGCCAGUUGAUCUCGGCCGAGGUGCUGUCGGAGAUCUAUUCGUCGGGGAAGACGGCCGAGGCCUGGGCGCGCGACUUCAUCAGGGACCGCGGGCUGAACGACUGCAAGACGGCGCGGGAGAUGAUCGCGGCCUUCGCCGCGGUGGACACGAUGCUGAUGACCGAUCGUCAGAAGGGCCUCCUCAACCUGGUGAGCUUCGAGCGGCUGGUGCGAAACGGGUGCGCUAUCGUGAGGGUCUACCGCAACGUCAACAGCCGCGACGACUGGAGCCGCCCCGAGGAUGCCAAUAACUGGAAGUCGAAGGUGGACUGGGAGGCGGCGCGCCGCUUGGACCCUCAGCUCGCCGACGAGAGCACUAUUCGGGUGAUGAGCGCCGAGGAGGAGAUGAAGAACGCCAUGGGUCGCGACGCGCAGCUGAUGAAGGUGGUGCUGUUCGCUCGCCCGGAGCGGCCUGCUUCGAGUUCUCGUCGGGUGUUCUCGCGCUGGAAGGAGGAGAUGGAGCUGGUCGAGACAGCGAACCGCUCUCUCUUGGCGUUGCGGCAGCUCUACCGUGGGAGUCUGGACGACGGUCUACUGGGCCUGGCCGAUUGCUGGGGCCAGGAGAUCGUGCCCGACAACUUGGGCGGGGACCUCUCGGCGGGUGCUUGGAGAGGGGCCGCGCUCCUGCGGCUGCGCCCUGCCGCCGCUGCGGCGGGCAAUCAGUCCCAGUCUACCUUCAAGCAGAGGAAGUGGGAGAUGUUCAAGGAGGAGAUGUUGAGGGAGGAUGGCGAGGCUUGUGUUCAGGCCUGCGAGAUACGCAACUGCGUGGACCCCCACUUCCGCAAGAAGAAGGAGAUGUUACAGCUGGCUCGAAGGAUGGCUUUAGCGGGGAUGCUGUGCCGCACUGCAGAGAAGGUGGACGAGGUCGGGCCCGUUUGCGUUGUGAAGAAGGCUGAGCUUGUGGAGAACGAGCCCGAGGUGACGCUGAGGUUGGUGUUCGACCAGAGACGUUCCAACAUGCGGUGGCGGUCUCCUCCCUGGUGUGCCAUGGGCGGGGUCAGUGCGAUGUCGUUCCUGGACGUGUCCGAGGAGAUGAAGGAGGACGGCGUGAGCAUGCGCUUCGGCGCGGGCGAUCUCCCCGACUUCUACUACACGCUGGAGUUGGGGGAGGAGCUGGCGCCAUACUUCGUGCUUGCCAGCGUGUCUGGCGACGCGCUGGACGCGCUGCUCCCCGAAGGCUCGUCGUUGCCUGGGAGCGGCUCCUACGUCGGGGUGAAGGUCGCUUUGAUGGGCUUCUCUUGGGCGUGCUGGAUGGCUCAGACUACCAUGGAGGACAUCUUCAAUUCUGGGCCCCAGGUAGGGCUUUCUUCGCUUUCAGAAGGCCAGCGACUUGCCGAAGGCGGGCCUUUACCCCAUCUCAGUCGGGAGCUACCUGCUGCGCACGACGGGUACAUCGACGACUUUGGCAUCCUGGGCUUAGACUUCCCGACCCAGCCUGGCCAGGAGGCGGUGGCGACGGUGGAGGAGAUUUGGUUUGGUGCCAAGGAGUCGGUGGUCGCCGCGGGCUUCAAGGUGCGCAAGGAUGCCUGUUCGGUGGACGCUCGCAUGAUCGGUGGUCACCUACGGGGAACUCGUCUGGCGCCGAAUCAGGACAAUAUGUGGCUGGCGGUCUUCGGCAUACGGGAGAUCCUGAUCCACAAGUGGGAGCUGCCCGACACAGUCGCGCGGAUCGCUGGUAUCCUGUCCUGGGGCUUCUUGAUUUGCCGCGGUGCGCUGAGCGUCUUCGCGGACGUGCACUCUCGAUGCGUGGAGUUCCGGGGUGGAGCUCGACGCGAGGUCCCGCGGGAAGUGCUGGGGGAGCUGGCUGCGGCCGCGGCGAUGGCGCCGCUGAUCUCGGUGGACCUCUCGACGCCCUGGGACCCGACGGUGAUGAUGUUCGACGCGAGUCUCUACGGUGGUGCGCUCAUCUCUACGGUGGCCACGGUGGAGGAGCAGCGUCGAGAGGCCCGUUACGCUGUUCGAGGAGGCUGGACCGUCUGGACGGGCAUCUCCUCGUCCUGGGCGGCGGACGCUUGGUGCGAGGGGGAGGCCUUCAGACGCGUGGGCGGCGAUGUGGAGUUGAGCGCCCGGAUCCGCGUUCCUCCUGUAUACGAGUGCUGGGACAACAUCUCCCGGUGGAAGGAGGCCCCUAAGGAGCGGAGGACGGACGAGCUAGUGCUGCCGGAGAAGGUGGCGUCGAGGAUCGAGGCCCUGGCGGACUUGGCGGAGGUGGACCCCUUCCAGCCGCUCAGGAUGGGUGUCUCGAUCCCGGUGAAGGUGCUGCGCUUCUUCCACCUUUGCAGCGGCCACACGCGCAUCGGGGACCUGGGGGACUGGUUGCUCAGGAUCUCGGGCUCGCGGGGCUACCUGAUGAUCUGCGCCAACGUGGACAUCGGCUUCGGCGCAGAGUUCGACCUGACGGACGGGGUCAACGUGCGGAGGUUGGAGCUGCUGGCGGAAGUGGAGACGGACGGCGCUGCGGGUCGGCCGGGCUUGCGAGUGGGCGACGCGAGGAAGGUGAAGCAUGGGAACGCGCAGCUGCUGAGCAGUUUGAGGAUCCUGAAGCCUAUCGGUUUCAAGGGCGGCUCGGUAUCUGUCGAGCAUCCUGCCGACCCGGGGUGUCCGCCGUUUCCUUCGAUCUUCGUGACCAGGGAGCUGAUGGACUGGGAGGCGCAGUUGGGUGCCUACCGCGUGACCUCCCCGCAGUGCAUGUGGGGCUGCCCCGCGCUGAAGUUGACGGGCGAGAGCGGCCGUUUUCGGACCAGGGUGGCCCAGGCGUGCUCGUCCGAAUUCUGCAGGAUGUUGGCGGAGUGCCACGUGGACGCGAUGCUGACCAUGCAGGAGAGACGGGAGGCCGACCUGACCGAGAGGGCCGUGGAGCAGUUGAUCUCAGAGACCCUGGAGCGCAGGCCCGUUCGCGAUGGACAAGCUGUGCAAGACUACGCAGACAUGAUGCAAGACCUACGGGACUGGGCUCAGCAGUGGUACAGCGACCUCACGCAGCGGGCCACCGAUGGCACCGAGUGGCAGGAGUGGUGCGUAGCUUUCAUGACGGAUAUACUCCUGAGUGGUGCAAGCGAGGCCCUGAGGCGCCUACUCAUCAACGGGCUCCCUCGCCACGCGAUCGCGGACAUCGUCAGGGACCCCUGCAGCAGCGCGUGGAGGCAGACGCAGGACCAAAGGGAUCGCUUCAUCGGGAGCUUCCGCGAGGCGACCCCGACGGAGAGGCAGAGGAACGACGCGGAACGCUCGCACCUGCUGCGGGCGCCGCGGCAGGAAGGAGUAACCCAUGGGCUGGCCCUCCUGCCGUUUUCGGUCUCCACCAAGACGGCGCUGGGUUGCUACGUUCCCAACGUGCGCCGCUUCCUGGACUUUGCGCUGGAGGGGAACCUGCCGAUGAUGAGUUGGGAGGAGAUCGACGCCUCGGUCCUUUGCUACUUGGGCCGCCUGGUCGAGGACGAGGAGGUGGGCCCGCGCAGAGGAGAUUUCGUGGUGCACGGGCUCGCCUACGUGUGGCCUGAGCUCUCGACAGGGCUGCCGAGGAGAAGGCGGACCUCAGCCCUCGAGCUCUGGGCCGUGCUGGACGAGGCCAUGAGGUUGGCCGGGGGCGUGGAGGCUGCGGACGCCGCCGAGCUCGCCCUGGGCGCCUACCUCAGGUCCGGGGAGCUGUUCUCCCUCCAGGCGGCCGACAUCGUGAUCGACGUGGACGAGGCGGGCGAGCAGGUCGUGGCCCUACGACUCGGUGUGGCGGAGCGCGGCGAGAGGACCAAGACGGGCGCGAGGCAGGGUGUGCUGAUCGACCGUCGGCAUGUGAGCGACAUGCUCGUGCGCAGGAAGGCCGAGCGAGGCCCCUCGGACCGGGUCUUCAGCUGCUCGGUGGGCGGCUACCGCCGUGCUCUGAGGCGGGCCUGCGACGAUGUUGGCGUCGAGCACUUUCCGCCCCAUGCGGCCAGGCGCUCAGGGCCGAGCCAUGAUGCGGCGACGGGCUACAGGACGGCGUGGGCUAUCCAGCGGCGCGGGCGGUGGGCUUCGGAGAAGAGCGGGCUCAGGUGCAUGAAGACGCACGCUCUGGUGGCCGCCCGCGCCGCUCUCCCGCCAGACAUCAUCGAGCGCGGGGGGCAAUUGAUGGGGAAGAAGAGUUGCCGCCCGGCAAGGGCUCGUGAGUGA